AUGUUCGGUCGUACGAUUGGGCCGGUCCGGUCAGAAAGUGCAGGGCGCACAUUAUUGCAUUUCGGCUCACGGGCCCUCGCUUCGGCUGGGUGGCGUGUACGUCUAGCACGGCCGCUCUCAGGUCCUACGUCUAGCACGGGAUUCCUUUUCGGAUUUGGGGGAGGACCGCGGCGAGCCGGAGGCAGUGGCGCGCGCCCGUGGUCGGUCAGGCUCUGCUCAUGGCGAUUCCAGCUGCGGAGGCGCCGGCGCUCGACUUUGGAUCGACGUCGACUGCCAACGAUUCAGCAGCGCGCUUGGGGGCUUCCGUUACGGCCGGUGGCGGCGCCACGGCGGCUGCGUCAGGAGUAGGCCCGCCGGAAUCAGUCGUCCGCCCGUUCUCUCCUGAUACGCGCCGGUCGGAUGAGGGUGGGGCACAGCCGGCGGUGGAGAAGGCUUUGUCUGAUGUUGAGUUCUCCGGGGGGAUCCUGCACCACGUUCAGCUCGGGCGGUGGCGAUGUGGCUGUCGGACGCGCCCAUGGCGCGGCGCCGCCCGUCGUCUCGCGUGGCUCGAUUCAGUUCUUACCCCACAGUGCGCAAGCAUCCGCAAACACCACCAUCCGAGUUGCUGGAAGCGCAGCUAGGAAUUAGCAGGCUGCCAGGAUUUAUUUUUUGCAGCCAUCUGAAAAUCUGGCUAGGUCGACUAAGUAGAGUCUGAAUCUACUUUGGUGGAUUUUUCUACAGCUUCGAUCCGGUCAUAAUAUAAGGAUUUUUUGUAAAGCGUCAUCAGCCAAGUGAACUUAGGGCGAUUAACGCCUUUGCCUAAACAUAGACAGUGUUGAAAAUUUUAUUGCCGCAAAAAGCUUAGAAUUUGGGAGAUACCAAUCGCUAGUGGUCUUGCAGGAGUGACUGGCCUUGGCAAUCCUAGCCUGUUCCAAUUUAGUUUGUGGUCCAAUGUACAAUGCAAAGAGGGGGAAAAGAUCUUCUCCCAGGCGUGCCUUUGUUUUCCCUUAAGUUUCUUCUGAUUUUUGGUGGUAAUUAGUUAGUUACAAGGCCACGGGCGGCAGACGAUCGGCGAUGCGGUAGCAGUGAUCGCGUGCCGUCACGUUGAAGCUUCUCUAUGAGGAUUCGCUGGCUUGGGAUUUUUUUCUAGCAAUCUGAUUCUUGUCUAGUAGGAGCAAGUUGCCGAAUUGGUGCAUUAUGCUUGUUUGUAUUUAUUUUUUCCCAGCUCGAACCGUAAAAAUGCCCAAG
This is a messenger RNA of Triticum urartu, 1227 nucleotides long. NCBI's taxonomy places the organism in Eukaryota, Viridiplantae, Streptophyta, Magnoliopsida, Poales, Poaceae. The record is from RefSeq and is a predicted model, not a curated record.